GUUUUGGGCUGUCUUCUUAGCUAAUUAUUUACAUACAUACAUACUUGUUGUAGUGUCAUUUAUGCAAAGUAUCGUCAGACCGGCCUGACCCGUGUGAACCAACUCGAUUAUGCCAACUCUGUCGAGCCUCAUUACCGACAUAGAUCUUCGUGAUGCUGUCCCCUCAACUUCACCUACUCAAAACUCAUUCCAUGUAUUUUCGUCCACUCCGGUGGACCUCUCUAUCCUGCGGAAGGUUCAGGAUCAAACGCUCGCUAUCAGAGAAGCAUUAGAGGCUUACACCAGGUUCAAUCCUGACCAACGACUCGUCUCUCUACUUCAAGAGCUCGCUACGCACUCCAAUGCUGAAGUCAGCGGAAGGAAUGACACUGUUGCGCGUGUUAAGGCGCUUGGGAGAAAACGAAGGCCUUCUCUUUAUGGAGAAGAUAUUCCAUCUGAACGCGCCUACAUGCCGGACUAUAUCAUUUCAAGCAUAGAAACAUCCGUCGCUACCGCUGGUUUGGACGUGUACACCGAUGAACAGGGCGACACUACGACGUUUCUCUGUGGUGGAAAGAUUCUGGUGCUUGAUUUCACGCUUCAAAGGCAUACGGACGAGAAAGCGCCGCUCACCGUCUCAUUGAUGUCUUUGAAAAUUUUACAUGCUUCACAAAGCGGAGAGGAGGCUAACAAUAAUUCCAACAAUAAUUCUCUACCUUCCGAUAAACACCUUUCGGAGUUACUGGAAACGAUCGUACAAUCAUUCAUCACUGAAGCUCAUCAGGAGCAUCCUGAUCGCAUUCAUGUUGGUUCGUUGUUAGACGAGUUCAACAAACAUUUGAGAUACCUCUCUCAAGUCGAUGGGAUGGCAUCAGAGGCACCUGAAGGGACGCGGUGGUUGCGGGAGAUCGGCCUCACGAGUAUUGACGCCGAAUCGUUGAUGGACCAAGAAGCCAAGCGUGUUGCAACCGAUUUAUCCGUGACGCAAGCGCCAGUUGAUAUCUUGUUACAACGCGGUCAUCCCAUUCCACUCCCAUUCCUAGUAACUCCCACCAUAUCUUUCCUGACUCACAUUACUCCCCGCUUAUAUCUUACUCUACUGAGAAAGCAGCAGAACUUACAAACCAAUACGGAAGCAGGAAAGAGCACGUUGGAUGUCCCGCUGGAUGGUCUACGAGGCUACUUUAGUUCUCAGUUACGGACCUCUGACGCAUUGAACGAAUUUUCGAUAGCGACGCUUCGCUUCGAAGAUGGGACACCUACAUUUCUACAAAGUCUAGACCCGGGAUAUCGUCCCCUUCCGUCCUACCCUCUUCUUUGGACCCAACCUGAUGGCAGUGGAGGCGACACGAUGGAGAUGGAGAUGAGUGAUAUAGAACGUACAAUACUUAAUCAUACGUUCCCUUCUUGCCCUGGGAAAUCAUGGUUUUUGGAUUUCACGCACACUCCACCCAAAUCCAGUACGAGAGGUGAAAACCGUUCCAGUACUGAGGGCGCAUGGUUGACGAAGGUUGCUAUGCGCCGUGUUGGAGCUGUGGUUGGGAUGGCAUCGAGUUCGUUCGGUAUGCCACCUAAUGAGAGUGACGGUGGGUUAUUCAACCCCACUAAGACAAUGCAAGGGACGGGUUGGUUCGAUCGCUUGGUACAACCCGAUUCCGAUCUCGUUAUUCCCUUUGUACAAUAUCACGCCAAUAUUACAUCGCCAUCACAAGAACACCCUCCUGUUCAGUUCUCAAUGCUCACGCCACAAGAAGCCGGUAUAUCUCUCGGGCGUGUGCCUGUGACUUCACUGAGAGAAGUUCAUGCAAUCCUUGAGAUUGUCCGUGAGGGAUUCUGGCUGAGCACUUUUCUACGUACGGCGCAUUGGACACCAGAAUCAUCCGAGCAGAGCGGUUUCUACGGAGUUGCGACCAAAGGCUUGGACCCGGAGGAAGACAUCGACCUCGAUGCAUUGUUGAACGGUUUCGCAAUGCCAAAUCACGUCUCGUGCACCAUCGACAUCAAUCUGAAUUCGUAUCCAUGUUGCGUCAUCUUCACAUUCCCUCUUCCAUUGCUAACAUCCCCGAUAUGUACAUGUACGGUUUCCCCCGACGUCUUUGCACCCCGAGGCGUACGUGUACAGCUGAGAGCGGAUUCCUCGGCCUAUCUUCCACUGGAAACAGUUGCAAGUGAGGCAGAAGAAUUCGUCAGGCGUGGUGGUGGUCUUAAUGUCGUUCCCUGGGUUUGGAAACGGUUGAGGGCGUGGCAGCAAACUUUGAUAUCGUGAAAAAAAAACGGUUUGAUCUGAACAAACUUAGCAGUUUCAAUUUCAUGGAGGAUAUUGUAAGGACUGGACUGGGAAAAAAAUAGGCAGCAAAGGAACUCGAAAAGGGGUCGGGGCAGUAUCGUCUCCUGCGAAUUUGAUUUCUAAUUCG
Molecule: messenger RNA, 2393 nt
Organism: Cantharellus anzutake
Lineage: Eukaryota; Fungi; Basidiomycota; Agaricomycetes; Cantharellales; Hydnaceae
Exons: 6
Coding region: 110-2245 (711 amino acids)
Source: RefSeq, a predicted model, not a curated record